This is a messenger RNA of Schizosaccharomyces osmophilus, 780 nucleotides long. It is a transcript of the gene pmc3, whose product is annotated as mediator complex subunit Med27. The transcript has 5 exons. Gene Ontology annotation, cellular component: mediator complex. Bases 1 to 780 code for a protein of 259 amino acids. NCBI's taxonomy places the organism in Eukaryota, Fungi, Ascomycota, Schizosaccharomycetes, Schizosaccharomycetales, Schizosaccharomycetaceae. The record is from RefSeq and is a predicted model, not a curated record.
AUGGAACACGAAAAACAAAAGCAGGCCUUAACAGACAAGUUGGAUACAGUCAACCAGCUUUAUCGAAAGUUAGCAGAGUUACGGACCACUUGUCCAACGCUGCUGAAAUUACUACAUCCGGAAAUAGGCACUAGUCAAAAAUUUCAGCAUAAAGCUCAAGAAGCGAUUGCUAGUGUUGAAGGAUUUAAGAGUGAUUUGGCCUACAAUCAGCCGUUAUUUCGAUAUGUGACCGAAUCUUUUGCAAACAAUCAAGCGCAACUAUUGCCUACUUAUCCCCCGCAAGAGAAAGACAUUAACGCAGUUCAAACAUCCAAAGGAGAAUUGGAAAAUAAAAAAGUUGACAAACAAGAAGAACCUUAUCAAAAUCCUAAAGUUCCGGAAAAGUUGGAAGUUGUACUCAAUAGUUUCGAAAACAGCAUAUCUUCCUCGCAUUCAUCUGUCUCUGACCUGAAGCCCGAUUCUUUUUCGUUGGAAGUUUCCACUGGACUUAAAUUUCACGUUAGUUUACAAUCCAAUGCUGAUUAUAAAGCGUCAUGUAUAUUUGGUAAAUUCGAACCGAUAAUGUUCUCUAUUAAUCGCUAUAACCACUUUGAAAUGCCCUUGUUUCUUCUUCUUCCUCUUCUUCUUGAUUAUUCCAACCUCUACUUGAAACCUUGUCAAUUUUGCAAAAAAAUAAUUUCUCCUAUCAAUUUAGAACUUCCUUUUGUAAGGAAGUACGAUUCCGAGAACAGCAAACAUGCUCUUCUCACUUUUCAUUAUGAAUGUGCACUCUCAAAAUAA